AUGAGAAUGCUAAAUCCUAGAAAAGUCUCGAAAAAUCAUUAUUUUCGGAACUCACAAAAAUGGCGGGUUUAGCAAAAAAUAAAUAUGAACUCUACAAAUGCUCAGCAAAUGAAUCCAUUCACUUCAAAUUUGUCAGAAAAGAGGAAGACUUGGAGGAUGAGGCUUCAACAUUUUUGCCAGAGAUGACGCAUCAAGUAUUUGGAGAAAAUGAGAGCAUUUUUGGAUACAAGGACUUGGUGGUGGAGAUCUACUACACUGCUGCAAAAUUAACAACUUAUGUCAAUCUACAGUAUAUUACAAAAAUUGUUCCAGAAUUACAUGAAGGACUUAAGCCUGAUGAUGUCAUUGGACAGUUACGAGAUGUAAUUCCUGCAGGAUUUCUCACUAGUAGAGAUGCCUUCAUUAACUCGAUACCAAAAGAUGCUGAUUUCAAACCAUUUGGAAAACUCGUGCACUCAUUUAAUGUACGAAGAGAAGGAAAGGAGCGCCAGUUUGAGAUCUACAAGACAGGGAUAGAGAGCCCAGGAUUCCGGGCGUACCACGAGCGACUACAAACCUUCACCUUGUUCUAUAUUGAUGCUGCCUCCUUCAUUGAUGUGGACGAUGAAAGAUGGAGAUUCUUUUUACUGUUUGAAAAAUACAAGUGCAAUGGAAACCCGAUGUAUGCAGUGGCGGGCUACAUGACGGUUUACAAUUACUACGCCUACCCAACAAAAGUGCGGCCCAGAGUCAGUCAAGUAUUAGUCCUGCCGUCGUUCCAGAAGAUGGGCCUGUGUGCUGAGAUGUUGCAGACUUUCUAUAACGACACCUACUCAAGGAAAGAGGUGCUAGACAUCACAGUGGAAGAUCCUUCAGAAAAUUUCCAGAGAGUUCGAGAUUAUGUGGAUGUCAAGAACUGCCAAGGUCUUUCAUCAUUUCAGUCAGAAAAGCUAUUGAAAGGUUUCUCGGAGGAAAUGCAAAAGGAGGCUUGUGAAAAAUUCAAACUAAAUAAGAAACAAGCCAGGAGAGUUUAUGAAAUUUUGAGGUUGAAGGUGACGGACAUGGGUGACAAAGAGCAAAGCAAAUCCUACAGACUGGACAUGAAAAGGAGGCUCAAUGCACCGUUCCAGAAAAAUGGUCGCGAUUUUGACAAGCUGAAGAAAGUUUUACAGCCGGAUGAAUUUUCUGCCACUUUGAGUUCCAUCACUGAAGAUCAGAGACACCAGUAUUUAGAGACGACAUUUCAGGAGAAUGUGGAAAUGUAUCGGAAAGUCCUCGAGCGGCUGGCAGCAUCCUAACAUCUGGGGUAUAGUGUUACCAUGGCAAUGGAGGUGCUCAGUUUGACAAUGAAAUCUCGUAUUUGGUUAUUUGGUUGUUUUUUUAAAAAAUAACCUCAUCAUGUCUCUUAUAUUACAUUUCCCGUGUAUUUUCCUUUGUGGGUCCUAGAGUGUAAAAUUUCAUUUUGUUAAGUGUUUACCUCAUUAUUGUAUCAUCAUGACAGAGAAUUCUGUUAACAGUAAAUGUAAGCUUUGUGGAGCAGUAAGAUGGCUGCAGAAUUCUGUUAACAGUAAAUGUAAGCUUUAUGGAGCGGUAAGAUGGCUGCAGAAUUUUCAUUGUCGAUGAUGAAAGACACACAAUUUAUGUACAUAAGUACUCAUGGUCAGGUGUGAGAAAAUACAUAUGUUCAUUUACAUUGUCUUUGUAUUUUCAAAUUUGUUUUUCUUUUGUAUAGUUAUUUUUUUUUAAUUGGCCAAUCAGCUUGUGAAGGAAUCAAAUUUUAAAUGUGAAGGCACUCAUGCAGAAAUUUCACUGUAAAGAAAUGCAUUUUAUGUUAUAACAUAUUCUUGGAUGUGCUUGAAAUUCUGCAUGUACAGUACAACAAUCAGUUCUUGUUAUGCCGGUUUUUAUCAUUCACAUUUUUUUUUGGGAUACAGCUUUUUGAAUUCAUCAUACAUUUUUUAUGCCCUUGAAUUCAUAUAGUUUAAGGUCUGUUUGCCUGUUUCUCUUUUCAACUUUAAAUCUUGAACAACGGAAAGUUCAAGGUCAUUGCUAUGUAAUCUUGAAAGGUCAAGUUCAUUUACUGAAGUUUAAUUUCCACACUGAGGUGUAAUGUGUUUCUAGAGAGACACAGGUUGGAUGGUGUUUUUUUUUUUUCAUUCUGCUCUCCUAGAGAAGCAUUAUAAGGCAGUACAGUUAACUUGAAUCAGGAUUCAUUGGUAUGAAAAUGACGUUUACGUGUGAUUUUGCCUUUGAUCUCUACAAAUCACAAUGGUAGCCAUUUCCUCAUGAAUGUGCUGCAGUUGUGGACAAUGUACGCCUAUAGUACGUCUGUUAUAACGGACGGGAAUUCCGAGAGAAGUGAAAGUAAAAUGUAUAUAGAUAAAGAAAAAAAAAGUGCUUUAGGAGGUAUGCCGUCGUAAAGUGUCGCCGUUCGAAAAUUAACUUUAUUUCUUAAAUGGCUUGAUGAUUACUUCCAUGAACCUUAAGAUAUUUUUUUAAAUCUAGUCAAGCAUCUGGCAUGAUUUUGUUUUACCUACACGUUUAACUGUGUGGGUGUUACAGGCAAGAUUUCCCAUUCUGUUGUUAAUUACUGCUAAAGACGAUUACUGGCUGAGGAUUUAAAGUGUAUCAAUGUGUGCUGUAUAUUCCACCCCUCUGAUCAGGGGAGCAACAUGCUAUUUGUAAACACAACUCCUCCCACUCCCACCCCCCCACCCCACCCCCCCACACUCAAAAGGAAAAAGGAGAGAGAGGGGCUGCACUUGUUUAUCUCUGUCCUUCCAUAUCUUUCUUCCACAUUGCAGUUCCUAUUUCCAAUUUGUUGGGAACAUGCAUAUACCUGCCCAGUACCUAUAAAGAACUUUUUUCAUUUGACCCAUUUUGAAUGGGGUAAUUUAGUCCCAUUAUCACAGCUCUUACUGUUCAUUGUUCGAGUUAACCGAGUUACGGUAUACCAUAUUCCCUCAAAUCUCUUUCAAGUUUUAUAGUUCCUUUUCACAUACUGUAAACUCCUGAUACAGUCUCCUUCACAUACUUUAAACUUCUGAUACGGUAAACUCAUUGUAAAUUCAUGUUACAGUAAGGUUCAUUGACUGUAUAAUCUCCUGGGACUAAUAAAUUCGAAAUCAAAUUAUAACUCUAAAAUAAGAAUUUGCACUAUCUGCGCACACGAAAUUUCAAAUGUUGUGAUUGUAAAGUUCAUUCAGGAUUUUGUUUAAAACCCAACAAUUUGUUCAGUAGUAAUUUCAUGUCAUAUUUAUUAGUUUCAGUUUGGGUUUUUUUUCUCAUGUGAUGAGAAGAAACAGUGAAUGCUGGAAAUAAAUGUAAAACAGAU
This is a messenger RNA of Ostrea edulis (European flat oyster), 3313 nucleotides long. RefSeq names its product histone acetyltransferase type B catalytic subunit-like. NCBI's taxonomy places the organism in Eukaryota, Metazoa, Mollusca, Bivalvia, Ostreida, Ostreidae. Bases 60 to 1277 code for a protein of 405 amino acids. Gene Ontology annotation, cellular component: nucleus. The record is from RefSeq and is a predicted model, not a curated record. The transcript is spliced from 11 exons. Gene Ontology annotation, biological process: subtelomeric heterochromatin formation. Gene Ontology annotation, molecular function: histone H4 acetyltransferase activity; histone binding.